Molecule: messenger RNA, 3297 nt
Organism: Trichoderma aggressivum f. europaeum
Lineage: Eukaryota; Fungi; Ascomycota; Sordariomycetes; Hypocreales; Hypocreaceae
Exons: 1
Coding region: 1-3297 (1098 amino acids)
Molecular function (GO): monoacylglycerol lipase activity
Source: RefSeq, a predicted model, not a curated record
AUGCUUCUCAUCCACCAGACUGGCAGCGUCAAGAUUGGCGAGGUUGUCCGCUAUACCGUCACCUACGCUCCCUCUCAGGACCGCAUCCUGCCGUCGCCAGAGCGGCUGUAUGUGCGCAUACGUAACACGUCCAACAUUGCCCUGCGAGCGGCCUUUGUCCACGGCCCGUAUACCCUGAGCGUGGCGACGUAUCCUGCCAAGUUCAACCCCAACGAAAAGUUCCCCAGCCCGCGCCGCUAUGGCGUCCCCGAGUUCGAGCCGAUGCUCAAGGCCGGAGGUUCGUGGGAGUGUCAGCUUGUCGUGCCGGAAGACAUACGGCAGGCGGCGGGGACGGGAAGCCAUGGCACGUUUGGCAACGGCCCGGAGCACGAUUCCGAGAGCGUGAGCUGGAUCAUCGAGAUCUCGUCACAGGUCAUCUUCUCUACAUCGGCGGCGGUGGGAUACGAGCUUCUGGUGGCGAGAGAACAGAAAUCAUUGAGCCUGAGCUCCUCCGUCCCGGUGGUAGGCGGCCAGGCCCAGGUACCACAGCCGGGAAAGCUAGUGGACCAUCAGCAGAGCAUUGGAGCCAAGGACGGGCAUCAUCCGGGACAGCCUCGCGGGGUCUUUUCGAGAGCGGUACUUGUCAAGGUAGAAGACACGGCGACUCUGUGGAACACGCCCCGGUUGCCGGUGUGGGACGAUGCUGGCGACAAGAGGAUUGAGGAACGGCCUACUGCCGACGAACCAGUGGAGAGCAUGGUUAAGACCGGCGAUGCGGAAACCGAAGACGAGCCGCUCCCACGGAAGCAAAAGAAGAUUCACCUUGUCAUUCUAACGCAUGGAUUGCAUAGUAACUUGGGCGCCGAUAUGCUCUUCAUGAAAGAGAGCAUCGAUGCUGCUGCGAAGCAGGCCAAGAUUGAUGCCAAGGCGAGAAGAGCAAAGCAGCGUGCAGAGGCCGACGCUACUACCGACAACGGCAGCAAGGCAAAAGACGGUGCUUCUUCGACAGGAAGCGAAGAUGAUGACGAGGAUGAAGACGAAGAAGUCAUUGUGCGAGGAUAUUCCGGAAACGCCACCAAGACGGAGAAGGGAAUCAAGUACCUUGGCAAAAGGCUAGCGAGAUAUGUCCUCUCCAUGACCUACCCGGACCAGCCAUUCUUACCGAUAGGAGGAAAAGGCGCUUUCGAAGGGUUUGCCCACGGGCUGGGCGAUCAGGGGGCGCACGACUUUAUGCAGGCUCACAAAAACAGCACCAUCGUCAAGGCCGCCGACUCGGAGGGAGCGCCAGACCACAAACUAAUCCGGAGACCUUACAAGGUCACGAGCAUCAGCUUCAUUGCGCACUCAUUGGGCGGCCUUGUGCAGACCUACGCUAUUGCAUAUAUACAAAAGCAUUCACCACGGUUCUUCGACCUGAUAAAACCUAUUAAUUUCAUCGCACUGGCCACGCCCUUCUUGGGCUUGAGCAACGAAAACCCUCUCUACGUCAAGUUUGCGCUCGAUUUUGGCCUCGUGGGGAGGACGGGGCAGGAUUUAGGCCUGACGUGGAGAGCACCGACGAUUGCACGAAGCGGUUGGGGUGCCAUUGUGAGCAACCUGGGCGAAUCUGCUCACAAGAAAGUCUAUGGCGAAUCGCAGCCCGAGUCCAAGCCUCUGUUACGAAUCUUACCCUCGGGGCCGGCUCACAACGCCCUCAAGAAAUUUCGAAAUCGAACAGUCUACUCCAACGUGGUCAACGAUGGCAUCGUUCCGCUGCGCACAAGUUGCCUGUUGUUCUUGGACUGGCAGGGUCUAGGCCGCGUUGGCAAAGCAAGGAGAGAUGCCGGUCUCGUCGAGACGGUUGUAGGCUUUGGAUGGGCCGAGCUCACAGGUGCCAACAUGGGAUCAUCGCGGCAGAAGCUGCAGAUUCCUCCGGAUGACAUUGAGACCGACUCGGGUGCUACGACCCCUAAUGGUGAUGGUAGCAAUAGCAACAGCCAUCAGGUGCCGCAGCCAUCCAACGAUGCUCUCGCCGAAGACGACCGGGCUAGCUUACGCUCCGUUCCAGCGGUAUUUCCAGAUGAGCCACUGGAAAGCCCAGGAGAUAACCUGCUUCACACUCCGCUCACCGGAUUCUUUAAUUUAUUUAGGAGCAACGACCCUCCAAAAGAGCAACCCGUGACGGAGAAGCAGAAGAAGAUAUUGCGCAGGAGCCAGACACUUAAGAACGGUGGAGAUGCUUCCAGCACUGCCGACAGCUCCAAUUCGUCAGAAACGGGCAAACGUUCCGGCAAGGCAACUGCAGGGCACGAGCUUGAGAAUGAUAUAGAUGGCCUGACAGCACCGCCCAGGACCACGUUCUUUGAAUCUGCCGGAGACCUGCUCAAUCCCAAGAUUCCAGAUGUGGAGUGGCUCGUUGAUCCGUCGAAGAGGCCACGGACAAUCUUUCAUGACCGAGUGUAUCAUCCGACAGACAUCCCCGCGCCACCCUUGAAGAAGCGGACGCCCUCUGCGCUUAGUAAAAUGAAGCUCAAGUCCUCGUCUUCGUCGCUGCUCUCGCCCGGCGGCAGCGGCUCAUCAACGCCGCAUUCAGGGAUCAACCACGAAGACUCAAUGACAUCGGCAAAAGACUACGACGACACUGCACAUACGGGUCCUGAAAAGCAGCCUAACGAGGUUGUUGACGGCUCGAGCAUGCGUGUUGAGGAAAAGAUUUCGCGCGGAUACCACAAGGAUUUGUCUUGGCGCAAGGUGCUUGUCAAGCUGGAACCAGACGCCCACAACAACAUCUUCGUACGCCGCAUGUUUGCCAACGCUUACGGUUGGCCGGUCGUCAAGCACUUGGUUGAUGCUCACUUUAGCGACUCGGCCGUUUCACGAUUACGCACCGAGGACGAGUACAUGGGCGAGCGGGCUUUGGACAUUGGUCAACCCCCUGGCGCGGACGGUCGCGAGACGAAAACGGUGUCUAUGCAGCAAGCCCGCGGUCUUGCUCCGGAGCCGACAAAUGCGAGCGAGGCUCGGGAGGCUCUCGACGAAGUGCCUCCCCUGCCAAGGACGCAAGAUACCGAUCGAUCCUCCAUGAACCACAGUCAUCAGGGCGAUAGAGGAGAUUCAAUGUCGUGGAGUGAGCGCGAUUGGGCGAGUAGCGAGAAUGAGGAUGAUUUUGACUCUAUUCAUGAUGCCGCGGGCGACAAGAAGCUGGAUAAACCAAAGGAGAGUCAAGGCGGGAGACUAAGUCCUUCAUCAUGGAACUGGACGGAGAAGAUUGUUGGCAAGGGGGCUAUGAAGGCGAGAAGCAAGAGUCCGACGAAAACGACGGCAGGAGGGUCUCUGUGA